Messenger RNA from Pochonia chlamydosporia 170, 204 nucleotides. RefSeq lists its product as hypothetical. NCBI's taxonomy places the organism in Eukaryota, Fungi, Ascomycota, Sordariomycetes, Hypocreales, Clavicipitaceae. The record is from RefSeq and is a predicted model, not a curated record. Bases 1 to 204 code for a protein of 67 amino acids. The transcript has a single exon.
AUGUUGCAUCCAUCAUCAUCACACUUUCAGCCAAGCACACUUACUUCAAUCGUAGACUGUCCACAACUCCGCGAGCGACUCUCCUGCUUGCCAACAUGGCAGCCCAGCUGGACUUCGUCAGCCGCAGCUUGCACAUCAUGCACAAAGCUGGUGUGCAUCUUCCCCAGCAAAGCAUCGAGUAAUCUCCCGAGGCGCGAGCUCUAG